Messenger RNA from Heterocephalus glaber (naked mole-rat), 5283 nucleotides. It is a transcript of the gene Prlhr, whose product is annotated as prolactin releasing hormone receptor. NCBI's taxonomy places the organism in Eukaryota, Metazoa, Chordata, Mammalia, Rodentia, Bathyergidae. Gene Ontology annotation, cellular component: neuron projection; plasma membrane. The record is from RefSeq and is a predicted model, not a curated record. Gene Ontology annotation, molecular function: neuropeptide binding; neuropeptide Y receptor activity. Gene Ontology annotation, biological process: G protein-coupled receptor signaling pathway.
GAAAGGCUUCCCUAAGGCGGGCGGCUGUCCGCGGUGCUGAACCUUCCUGUGGCGCGGGCCGGCCCGGGUCUUGCAAAGCGCGCCGCAGCCCAGUGAAACUCACACGUCCGAGGGAAGGCGACGGCGCAAAGGUCCGAGAUGAGGUCCGCGGCGACUUCCCAGGCGCCACGCUGCAAAGCCCUGCCAGACCCGCUAGCGACUCGGUCCCGGCCGGGCUCUGCAGGAAGCAGAGCUGAGGGACAGGUCGUCCCCCGCGUCCCCGGUGCCUCUCACCCUCAGCAACUCUUCGUCCCGACUCUUCUCCCUGGAGACUACAUCAAGGCGUCCCCAGCCGGCCGCCUCACGCCUCUCCUGUCUUUGUCCACAGCACGCUGCCUCUGGAUCCAGCUUCUCCAGAGGCGCCGCAGGGUCCCGCAAUCCAGACUGCCCCUCGCUUCUCGGGUCUGGGUUGUCAGCCCCCCACCCCCAACUAUUCUCUAAACCCGGAGUUGGGCGGCGCGAGCUCCGCCCCCAGUUUCCGUAGAGGCGGCGCUGGAGUAAGGGGCGGGGCGGAGGGGAGGCGCACCCAGCCCCUCUCAAAAGCGGCUACCGCUGGGAGCCCCGGUCGCUCAGCUCCGGGGAGAAGCCAGGAGCUUGAGCCACCGUCGUGGGGAGGAUUGGUGAGGGACAGCAGGAAUUCUGCCCCUUCCUCCCGGGAGCGCUUCACGCCUGGCAAGCCCCCCGCACAGGUGGUCAUGGGCUCCCUGCCCACUCGAAACCCUGGGGACCAGGACUCGCCUUCUGGGCUCCCGCCGGCGGCUACAGUUCCCGCCAACCAAAGCGCAGAGGCCUCGGCGGGCAAUGAGUCGACCUCGGGCUCCGGCGCCCAGGCCCUAACGCCCUUCCAGAGCCUGCAGCUGGUGCAUCAGCUGAAGGGGCUGAUCGUGCUGCUCUACAGCGUCGUGGUGGUCGUGGGGCUGGUGGGCAACUGCCUGCUGGUGCUGGUGAUCGCGCGGGUGCGCCGGCUGCACAACGUGACCAACUUCCUCAUCGGCAACUUGGCCUUGUCGGACGUGCUCAUGUGCGCCGCCUGCGUGCCGCUCACGCUGGCCUACGCCUUCGAGCCGCGCGGCUGGGUGUUCGGCGGCGGCUUGUGCCACCUGGUCUUCUUCUUGCAGCCGGUCACCGUCUACGUGUCCGUGUUCACGCUGACCACCAUCGCGGUGGACCGCUACGUCGUACUGGCCCACCCGCUGCGCCGCCGCAUCUCGCUGCGCGCCAGCGCUUACGCGGUGCUGGGGAUCUGGGCCCUGUCCGCGGUGCUGGCGCUGCCGGCCGCCGUGCACACCUACCACGUCGAGCUCGAGCCCCACGACGUGCGCCUGUGCGAGGAGUUCUGGGGCGCUCAGGAGCGCCAGCGCCAGCUCUACGCCUGGGGGCUGCUGCUCGGCACCUACCUGCUCCCCCUGCUGGUCAUCCUCCUGUCUUACGUCCGGGUGUCGGUGAAGCUCCGGAACCGCGUGGUGCCGGGCUGCGUGACCCAGAGUCAGGCCGACUGGGACCGCGCGCGGCGCCGCCGCACCUUCUGCCUGCUGGUGGUUGUCGUGGUGGUGUUCGCCGUCUGCUGGCUGCCGCUGCACGUCUUCAACCUGCUGCGGGACCUCGACCCGGGCGCCAUAGACCCCUACGCCUUCGGGCUGGUGCAGCUGCUCUGCCACUGGCUCGCCAUGAGCUCGGCCUGCUACAACCCCUUCAUUUACGCCUGGCUGCACGACAGCUUCCGCGAGGAGCUGCGCAAGCUGUUGCUCACCUGGCCCCGGAGGAUCGCGCCCCACGGGCAGAGCGUGACCGUCAGCGUGGUCAUUUGAUACUGGGGCGUCAGACCUGGGUUGGGGAGCUUCCGUCCGCUGACCUCUGAGGUCGGACUAGAGUCGGGAUUCCUAGCAUCAGAGCUAAGACGACACAGGGCAGGCCUUCCAGUGCAGCCCUCUUGUCUGGCUCCUUCUUGUGUCUUUGUAAAAUGUUAAGCGGGCUUUGGUGUGGAAGAGGCCAGGGAUAGGGAAGAGGAGGAUUUAUGAUUUCUUCUUCAUGACCUAGAAAGCCAAACAAAAGCCUUCUUCAGAAGGAUUUGGUUCUAGUCCUUGCUAUCUUUCCCACUUACUCAGUGGUAAUAAAGGAACACUGUGAGUGGGAUUUAAAACCAUGGUGUUGGCUUGGUAAUGAUUUUCAGUUUACUUUUUUAAAGGGACCCAACUGAAAUAUAAUACCUGAUAUUGUCUUGCCAGCUUGAACCCCUGGAUCUCUAGGAUUUCAGGUAAAUAUAUAUUACACAUUAUUUCUAGGGUUUCAGCACUUCGUGAAUAAGACCUUUAUGCACCAAAAGUGUUUUAUUUUUUAUUUUUUUGGUACCAGGGAUUGAACUCGGGUCCUUGCGCUUGCGCAGCAGGCAGUGAAACCAUUGAGCUAAAUCCCAGCCCAAGGGCAAGCUGCCUUUUAAAAGGCCUUGCUUUUGUUUCCCUCUUCUCUCCCCCAUCCACCAUUUUAAUAUGAUGAGAUGAAUUAGUGAAUGAAUAAAUAGCUGAAGAGGAAAAAGCCCAGUUCACUUAGGGGGAUGUUUAGCUGUGCAUAAAGACUGGCAUGCUGUGUGCGUGCAUGUAUAUGUGUGUGCAUAAAGCCAAUAUUUGUGACAAGGCAGCCUCACAUGUUUGAUUUUCUGAAUGCUCAAUGUAAACUGUGUGCCAUAGCAUUCACUUGCAUCCUCUAAUUGCUCAAUUGCAGCAGAUCAACAGCUGUCAUUUGACUGCUCAGCACCUUCUCCUUGGAGACAUUCAGAAAAUAUCAACCCAGAAUACAAGGACUGGCAGUUUAUUUAAGGACAGCAUAGAGAGAUACACUGAAACCCACAAGAUUAUUAUUAGGUCCAACAUUAAUUGCUUUCAGGGUUAAAGGAACUGAUGAAGACUCUUGGGCAUGACACAAGGCUGAUAAUAAUCACUUUAGCCUGUUGUGAGUUUGGUUCAUGAGGACAACAGCUCUAGGACAAGGAUCUUCACGAUGAAUGCUGGAACAGCAACUGGGGCAGCCAGGACAGGGAAAAUGGGAAAUGAUACACAAUAUCCAGCUGUCAGAUCAGCCCUGUGGUAUGUGUGGCAUGAACAAGGGUCUGCAGCAGCUCAGCACCAUCUGUAGGGUUCCACUGCUCCUCUGGCUCACUAAAUAGCAAAAUCAGUGUCUUUAUUCCUCUUAUUUCUAUUGAAUUAGAUAGGAGUUCAUUCACUCAUUAAAGUGCUCUGAAAAGCAAAGAGGGGAUAGUACUGGAAGGACGAGGAUUAAAUCCUGUUCGACCAAUGUCAACUAUGAUGAUGGAGCAAGUGUUCUUGACUGGCAGCCAUAAGAGUCUUUAGUCAUCACAGGGUUAGGGUCUUUGCAGUGUGAAGAAGAGCACAAGGAUUGGGAGAAAAGACAAGGCAAAUUAAGAUGGGAGAGGGAAACAACCUCUGCCAAUGAUGCUACACUGACUUUGAACUUCACCUAUGGAUUGGAGAACAGAGAAUUUAUAUUCUAAUUAUGCAGCCCAUCCCCAGAGCAUAAUGUCACAGCAUUAAUUUCCUUGUCCUCAUAUGAGCUCAUCUCCUAGGCAUCUCAGGGCCUGGGUCCUGUGUUCCCAAGCACCUGUUGAUUGGGAAGUUCCAAGCCAGAGCAUUCUUGUGAUAAGCACUUGUGGAGAGUGUAGGAAUAGGGGGAAAGAAUUGGAUAAGUUAGGGAGAGAUUUGAUUAAUGUUGGUGUCUUUGUUGGGAGGUUUAAAUCACUGAUUCUCAGUCCUGGUUACUCUUAGAAUCACCCGGGGAACUUUACAAAACACUGAUAUCUAGUCCUAUCCCCAGAGAGGCUAAUUUACUUCAGAUGGGUCCUGGGCAUUUGCACUUCCAGUGAUUUUAGUGUGCAUUCAAAGUUAAGCACCUUAAGAAUUAUCCUCUUUUUUAAUGCAUCUGAAGGAAGCUUCAGUUGUACCUGCCAAAGUUGUUAAGAUCUUGGACUUGAAUUUGACACUGAGUUGCAUGUCAAACUUGAGGAUAUUUCUUCACUCUUCAGACAAAACCAGAUCUGUCACAUAAAGGGAAAUCCUUGGGAUCAGAGUAUAUAGGUAUUGAUUCAAGUUUCCUCACCUAUUUCCUUUGAAAAAUACUACUGUAUAAAUCCAAUCAGCUUAGAAGAGAUAUCGUUCAACUUUAGAUUACAGUAAGAAGUUAUAUGCCAUGAAUUAUUUCAAAUCCUCAUUAUUAGGAUGUUGAAAAAUUAAAAUGUUCCCUGAUUGGUUUGAUUUAAACCUGUAUCAAUUGUGAGAAGAAAGUAUCCCCAUGAAUUACUGCUGGAGGUUUCUCUCGUGUCUACGACAUAAGGUUUAAACAUUUGUGUAAACUUUAUGGACAGCCUAAAGAAGGGGAGAGUUAUGCUAGGGCUUAGAAACAUCUUUACAAAUUGUGCAAAUUGGCAAAUGAAGAGCCACUAAUGAAUUGUUCCCCACGUAAUAUCCAUUUAGGACUUGUUUGUAAAACAAACUUGACGUGUUAAAAAAAAUCCCUCAGUUGAGUUCCAGAGAAAUGCACACAGCAGUGUAGGUAAGAAAUUGUAUUUCAUAAUUCGUUUUAGUUAAUGUCAAGAUGUGUACCAAGGCCUAUUCCUGCAAGGAUUCAGACAGGAGCAAAGCUGGGAAUCGAGCCAGUCUGGGACUUGGCAGCAGCCCUUCCCAAGGCUGACAGGAGAUUCUGUAAUCUUUUUUGUAAGCAUUGUCACAGGUCUCACUUUUGGCAGCCAACCAAUAGACUUAUCUCGCUAAAUCAGCAGAGGAGUGUUUCCGUAUGUCUUGGCAACAGCAACCUGGGAAUAGCAACUGUGAGAGAUGCUAAGGUAACAAUCUUCAAUUGAUGCAAACUUUCUGGUUUUUUGUUCUUUUGGGUUUUCAGGCUUCUCUUGUAUGUGGGUCACAUUUCUAUUUUUAUUUUCUCAGGUAGGCUAGUCAACCGCUGUGUCCUCUUUGCAUUCCUGGACAUCUAGUAGUUGAGGAACCUCAGGGGGGACCCAGGCUGGAUAGGAACAAACACAGGCCCAUCCCUCAUGGAGGAGAGGUUGGGAGCACCUGUGUUUCCAAGGCAGGUCCUUGUCUGAUUUGCCUCCAUGUGUUUGUGUCUUUGCUAUGUGUGCAAGCUGCUUAUAUUGCUGAGCCACUGUGUGAUGCUCCUCAGGCUGGGGCUUGAACUGUGUUGAACACAUUGUGGGUGCUCAAUAAAUAUUAACUUGGCCAA